This is a messenger RNA of Cyprinodon variegatus (sheepshead minnow), 1256 nucleotides long. RefSeq names its product choline-phosphate cytidylyltransferase B-like (gene pcyt1bb). The transcript has 8 exons. The record is from RefSeq and is a predicted model, not a curated record. Lineage: Eukaryota; Metazoa; Chordata; Actinopteri; Cyprinodontiformes; Cyprinodontidae. Bases 69 to 1136 code for a protein of 355 amino acids. Gene Ontology annotation, biological process: CDP-choline pathway. Gene Ontology annotation, molecular function: phosphatidylcholine binding; choline-phosphate cytidylyltransferase activity.
UCCCACAUGUAAGGCUGGAAAGGCCAGCAGAGAGACGCAGCCUGUGAGAUCCCAGCAGAAGAUCCGCGAUGGCAAGAAGGAGACGAGGCCGAAACAGCAACAACCACCAACACCAACAGACCCCACAGAACCGGAAAGGAGGAGACACCAGAAAGGCUCUGCGGGAUCCAGCACAGUUUGCCAAACCAAAUGGUUAUGAGACAGACAUCCCACUUGAAAAGCUGACUAUUGCUCAAGCCCGGAAAGGAACGCCAGCUCGACGGCCGGUGAGAGUCUACGCUGAUGGAAUCUUUGAUCUUUUCCAUUCGGGACAUGCCCGGGCCCUGAUGCAGGCCAAAAAUGUUUUCCCAAACACUCACCUGAUAGUAGGAGUGUGCAGUGACGAACUCACCCACAAGUUUAAAGGCUACACUGUGAUGACAGAAGACGAGCGCUAUGACGCUCUCAGACACUGUCGUUAUGUCGACGAGGUGGUGCGGGAUGCUCCUUGGACACUUACACCAGAGUUCCUCCAGAAACACAAGAUCGACUUUGUGGCCCAUGAUGACAUUCCUUACACAUCUGCUGGGUCAGAGGACGUUUAUAAGCACAUUAAGGAAGCAGGAAUGUUUGUGGCCACCCAGAGGACUGAAGGCAUCUCCACCUCUGAUCUGAUCACCAGGAUCGUCCGAGACUAUGACAUCUAUGUCCGGCGGAACCUGCAGAGAGGAUACACAGCUCGAGAACUCAAUGUUGGGUUUCUUAAGGAGAAUAAGUAUCGUCUCCAGAAUCAGGUGGAUAAGAUGAAAGAGACGGUGCGAACAGUGGAGGAAAAGUCGAAGCAUUUUGUGAACAAAGUGGAGGAGAAGAGCCAGGACCUCAUCCACAAGUGGGAGGAGAAAUCACGGGAAUUCAUUGGGAAUUUCCUGGAGCUUUUUGGACCAGAUAGAGCAUGGCAUGUUAUCCAGGAGCGCAGUGGCCGCAUGCUCCAGGCCCUGUCACCCUAUUCAUCGCCUCGUGGAUCUCCCAGCAGCAGCCCUACCAGAAGACGUCCAGAUUCACCUGAAUCACUUUCACCCUCUGCCUCUCCUCCUUCCUCGCCAUCCCCAUCCCAAAACAGGACCCAUUCUUCUGUUAAGGAGACGUCUGAUUAUUAGACACUAUGCUGGUACUCAGCGUGUCUCAUAUGUGGAAUGUGUACAGAUUGACUCCUUUAAUUUAUUAUGAGUGUGCUAAACUACAAAUGAGAAAGGAUGUUGUACAUAAUAAAGCAAAGC